AUGGUCGAUCAUUUCAAAGAGGUAAAGGGAAGGGCCAGCAACCUCAGUGCGGAGGUCCGGAAGGACCGGUGGCGGACUUUUUGUUCUAAGGAGUGGCCGACUUUUGGUGUUGGGUGGCCGCCGGAGGGGACGUUCGAUCUCCCCACCAUUCGCCGGGUUAGGGACGUCGUCUCCCAACCCAAAGAGGGACAUCCUGGUCAACUCUCUUACAUUGUUACUUGGCAGGACCUCGUGGAAAAUCCACCACUUUGGCUUAGGCCCUUCUUACCUCCACACCCUCCGGAGCCAGAACCCAUUCUUGCCUUGCAGGAAGCGGAGAAGAAGAAGGAGAAGAAAGUCACCCUGCCGUCAGCUCCAGCUCCCCCCUACCCGGUUUUGCAGGGGGGAACUGGAGAAGAGUUAAUUUUUCCUCCCCCAUAUCAUUUCCACAGGACGCCGGAGAGAUUUGAUCCUACCCCGUCGCGGGAAGCUGACGCAGUUCCGGGAAUGGCUGGGGGCGGGGUUCCGGGAAUGGCUGGGGGCGGGGUUCCGGGAAUGGCCGCGGUUCCGGUUCCGGUAGGAGGCCCACCUCUCACCCGGCAAAGAGCUCAACGGGAGCUGUCUGUCGCAGCACCCGACUCCACUAUCAAGACCCUGCCCUUACGAGCCGCUGGACCUCCGGAUGUGGAUGGCAACCAGCCCCAUAUUUAUUGGCCUUUCGCAACUAGCGACCUCUAUAACUGGAAGGCACAGAACCCUAAGUUCUCCGAAAAACCGGGGAGACUUAUUGACUUGCUAGAUUCUGUUCUUUUCACCCAUCAGCCCACAUGGGACGACUGUCAGCAGCUUUUACAGGUUCUGUUCACGACGGAGGAGAGAGAAAGGAUCCUCAAUGAGGCCCGAAAGAUGGUUCCCGGUGUAGACGGAAAUCCGACCACGAACCAGGCCCAGAUAGAUGUCUCUUUUCCCUUAACUAGGCCUGAAUGGGAUUUCAACACGGCAGAAGGUAAGGAGAGGCUCUUGGUCUACCGUCAGACUCUAAUGGGAGGUCUCCGCAGGGCUGCUAGAAAGCCCACCAAUUUGACCAAGGUAGGGAAUGUACAGCAGGAAAGAGAUGAGUCUCCAGCUGCCUUUCUAGAACGGAUCAUGGAGGCAUAUCGCACCUAUACCCCCAUGGAUCCAGAAGCCCCUGAGAAUAAGGCAGCUGUAAUCAUGAGUUUUAUAAACCAGUCAGCCAUGGACAUUAGAAAGAAACUACAGAGAAUAGAUAGAUUAGGAGAAAAGAGUUUACAGGAUUUACUGGUAGUAGCAGAGAAGGUGUUCAAUAACCGAGAGCCCCCUGAGGAUAGGCAAGCCCGCGCCAUGGUGGCUGCCAGUGAGAAGCAGACUCGAAACCUGGCCAAGAUUCUGCUAGCCACCACCAUGGAGUCCCCUGGGGAGCGGACCCGUCACCUUCGCCAGCUUGCUGAUGGCCAAGAAAGAGGUAAGAGAACCGCCCGGGACGGGAAAAGGAAGCUGCAACAGAACCAGUGUGCUUACUGCAAAGAGAUAGGGCACUGGCUCCGAGAAUGCCCAAAGAAGGCCGGUAAAAAGGGGAACAAGACAGACCGGGUGGAGGCCUUGGAGCUGGAAGGACUGAGUGAUUAGGGAAGUCGGGGUUCGGAUCCCCUCCCCGAGCCCAGGGUAACUCUUAAAGUGGAGGGGACGCCUGUUGACUUCCUUGUCGACACUGGAGCACAACAUUCGGUUCUCCGCACACCUCAGGGGAAGCUAGCCAGCAAAAAGUCCUGGGUGCAAGGGGCAACUGGCAUGAGCCAGUAUUCAUGGACUACCCGAAGAACAGUAGAUCUAGGAACGGGCCGGGUAUCCCAUUCCUUCAUGGUAAUACCAGAAUGCCCCUACCCCCUAUUAGGACGAGACUUGCUAACCAAGAUUGGAGCCCAAAUAACCUUCAGACAAGGGGGGCCUCAGGUCACCGAUGGCGAAGGCCACCCCAUCCAGGUCCUGACUCUGAGACUGGAGGAUGAAUAUCGCCUCCACCAGGGGGCGCCACCAGUAGAGAACAAUAUGGACAGGUGGCUGCGAGAAUUCCCCACAGCCUGGGCAGAGACGGGGGGAGUAGGGCUGGCCGCCCACAGGGCCCCAACGCUGGUAGAACUAAAACCAGGAGAAGGCCCGAUGAGAGUCAAACAGUACCCUAUGUCCCAGGAGGCUCGGAAGGGAAUCCAGCCUCACAUCCGGAGACUGCGGAGCCUAGGGGUACUGGUUCCAUGCCAAUCUGCCUGGAACACCCCCCUCCUGCCAGUCAGAAAGCCUCAUACGAAUGACUAUCGGCCAGUUCAGGACCUCCGGGAAGUAAAUAAAAGAGUCCUGGAUAUACACCCAACCGUUCCUAACCCAUACACUCUCCUAAGCUCUCUGGCACCCUCUAGAAUCUGGUAUACUGUAUUAGACUUGAAGGAUGCCUUUUUCAGCCUGCCGUUAGCGCCUCAAAGCCAAUCCCUGUUUGCCUUCGAAUGGCACGACCCCGAGGAAGGUUACAGUGGACAAUUAACCUGGACGCGAUUGCCCCAAGGAUUCAAGAAUUCGCCCACCAUCUUCGACGAGGCGCUGCAUGAAGACCUCGGUGAGUACAGGAGGGAACACCCCAAUCUCACCCUUCUUCAAUACGUAGAUGACAUCCUGAUUGCUGCCGAUACCGCCAAAGAUUGUGAGCAAGGGACCAAAGAUCUGCUGGCCACCUUAGGGACCUUAGGGUACCGGGCCUCGGCGAAGAAGGCUCAGAUAUGCCAAAAGAGGGUGAGUUACCUGGGAUACAUACUGGAGGGCGGACAGCGGCGGUUGUCAGAUGCUAGAAAAGAGACAGUCUUGAAAAUCCCUGCUCCCACCUCCCGGAGGGAGGUGAGGGAAUUCCUAGGAUCGGCUGGCUAUUGCCGCCUCUGGAUACCAAGUUUUGCUGAGAUCGCCAGGCCCCUAUACGAAGCCACCAAGGAGGGGAAGGCCUUUAAAUGGACUGAGACAGAAGAAAUUGCCUUUAAUCAGAUAAAGAAAGCUCUUUUGGCUGCUCCAGCCCUGGGCCUACCAGACAUUACAAAACCCUUUCGCCUCUUUGUAGACGAGCGCAAAGGAGUAGCAAAAGGAGUUUUAACCCAGGCUUUAGGCCCCUGGAGUCGCCCAGUAGCGUAUUUGUCUAAAAAGCUGGAUCCCGUAGCCGCCGGCUGGCCACCGUGCCUAAGAAUCAUUGCGGCAACCGCGCUCUUAGUCAAGGAUGCUGACAAACUGACCCUGGGACAGGAGAUCUGGAUCACAACCCCGCAUGCCAUUGAAGGGGUCCUAAAACAACCUCCCGAUAGGUGGAUGAGCAAUGCUCGCAUGACCCACUAUCAAAGCUUGCUGCUCAACCCCCCUAGAGUACGGUUCCAUCCCAGUGCGGCCCUCAACCCUGCUACCCUGCUACCUGACCCUGACCUAGAUGCCCCACUGCAUGACUGUGCGGGAAUCCUGGAGCAGGUACAUGGACUUCGGAAGGACCUGACCGAUCGGCCCCUCCCGGAUGCAGAGGCCACCUGGUUCACGGAUGGAAGCAGCUUCGUGCGGAACGGGAGCAGGUACGCGGGUGCAGCGGUGGUCACAGACACGAACACCGUGUGGGCGGAGGCUCUGCCCCCUGGGACAUCAGCUCAGAGAGCAGAACUCAUUGCACUCACCAAGGCACUGACACUGGGGGCUGGAAAACGGCUUAACGUUUACACAGACAGCCGUUAUGCAUUUGCUACAGCUCAUGUUCAUGGGGCAAUCUACCAGGAAAGAGGGCUAUUGACAGCCGAGGGACGGACAAUAAAAAAUAAGCAGGAAAUUCUCGACCUGCUCGCGGCCUUGUGGCUUCCUGCCAAGUUAGCCAUAAUCCACUGCCAGGGACACCAAAAAGCUGAUGACCCGGUAGCGAAAGGCAACCAAAAGGCUGACCAGGCUGCAAAGGAAGAGUUGCAACGUAUCAGAAAGCUCCCCAGAGCCCAGGAAAUAAAGGGAUGGUGGCAUACACCAGAAGGAGAACUUAUACUGCCGGACUGGCUCGGGGACACGAUGUUAAAACAUAUGCACCAAUCCACUCACCUGGGAACCCGGAAAAUGAAGGACUUAAUCCAACAUGCCAGAAUCAUAAUUCACCAGCAGAAUACCAAGAUAGAUCAGGUUGUGUCUGCCUGCAAGACCUGCCAACUUACAAACGCAAGGGUCGGAUCAAAUGAAAGAGGGACCAGGCUCAGAGGCACCAAACCGGGAGCACAAUGGGAGGUCGAUUUCACUGAAAUUAAACCAGGGAAGUAUGGUUAUAAAUAUCUUUUAGUGUUCAUAGACACCUUCUCUGGCUGGGUAGAGGCAUACCCAACCAAGCACGAAACAGCCCAGACGGUGGCCAAGAAGCUGCUGGAAGACAUCUUACCCAGGUAUGGUUUUCCUGCUAUGAUAGGAUCCGACAAUGGGCCAGCCUUUAUUUCACAGGUAACGCAGGUAGUAACUAGGGCUAUUGGGGCAAAUUGGAAAUUACAUUGUGCUUAUAGACCCCAGAGUUCAGGUCAGGUAGAGAGAAUGAAUAGAACUCUAAAAGAGACCCUUACCAAAUUAACCAUGGAGACUGGCGGAGACUGGGUGGCUCUCCUUCCAUAUGCCCUUUACCGGGUGAGGAACUCCCCUUACACCCUGGGUUUUACUCCCUACGAGAUCAUGUUUGGCAGGCCACCCCCUAUCAUUCCUAACCUUAAAGCUGACUUACUCACUGAAUUUGAAAAUCAAGAACUAUCUCUUUCCUUAAGAGGGCUCCAGAGGGCACACGAGGACAUUUGGCCGCGCCUCCGCGCCAUCUACGAGACUGGCCCAACCCCAACUCCUCAUCAACACAGACCAGGAGAUUGGGUCUACGUCAGAAGGCAUCAUCGAGAAACCCUUGAACCACGUUGGAAGGGUCCUUACACCGUGGUGCUAACAACCCCCACUGCUCUCAAGGUAGACGGCGUCGCGACCUGGGUUCAUCACACUCACGUCCGGUCAGCGGACCCCUCCACGAUCCGGAAGGACUUCAUCACCAAAUGGAGCGUCGAUCGAGAUCAACGCAACCCGCUCAAGCUCAAGCUACGGCGUGCUCGACCUGCGUGAUGCUGGUUUGAAUGUAUGUUGGCUGUCCUGGAAGGGAGCUGUGUGGGGUGACCCCCAAAAGUAAAGGGUGUCUAGCUGCCAAGAGGACAAGUGCCCAACUGGGCAGGGAAGGGUGCCCAUCAGGUUUUGGUCUCUGUUGAGAGACAGCUAACAGUUGGCAGCCUGUAAUACUGUCUUGCAGGCCUGCGUGACCAUGCCCAUGUCAGGGGUAGUAAAGCUGGAAAAAGCCUGUUUAGACUAGAAAGUCUGAGGCAUGGUUAUGCAUAGAAAGAAGGUUUUAUACCAACAAUUACUGUUUUGUUUUAAAUCCAUGAAAAGAAAUUAGCAAGGAAAGUCAGAAAAUCUUAGAGUAAAUCAGUAUGUUUUUCUCCUUAUGUAAUUCCUCCAAAAUCUGGCAAUGCUAAGUAAGUACAUUUCUUUGCAUAGAUUCAGUAAGACUGGUUCCUAAUAGUGGUUUUAUUAACGGAAAACUUUGACUGGAGUAUCAUGUUUUGAAGAGCCCUAUCUGAGCUCUAAAGACUUGAAGCCACUAAGAAUGCCACGAAGAAAGCCUGGUGUCCUGCCUGGGAGCCCUGAAGAUGGCUGGCGCUGGAGCGUCAGGCCCAUGCCCUACCAUCACUGGCGGUUGGUAAGAGUAGAAGGGGAGCAGUAAAGAUGCCUCUGCAUCCCUGCGAAACCCCCACACACUCUGGGCCGCAACGAGUAGGAGGGCUACUGAGAUGGGCCUUAAAGCCUGGAGCGUGGGCUCAGGUGGAGUUGCUACAGGUGAGGGAUUCACCUAACUCAGCAGAUACUGCAGGCAGGCCUGAUGGCAUCUGGAUGGCUUGGCUUCCUGGCCCUACGGGGCACAUUAAGGUUCAACCAUGAAAUUCCAGCAAAGAUAGUCAGUUACCAUUCUUGUUGUGUUUAUGCAAACAUCAGGACAGUAAAUAAAUUUAUCUUGAUUUGGCUUUUUAAUAGCCAUGGAGGAAUUUUAAGAAGAAAAAUCCUAUUUCAAUAGAAGUUGUUAAAGCUAAAAUGGUUUCUUUCCCUUCCACCGGACCAUUUGUUAAGUGUAUA
This is a messenger RNA of Myotis daubentonii (Daubenton's bat), 6189 nucleotides long. RefSeq lists its product as uncharacterized. The transcript is spliced from 3 exons. NCBI's taxonomy places the organism in Eukaryota, Metazoa, Chordata, Mammalia, Chiroptera, Vespertilionidae. The record is from RefSeq and is a predicted model, not a curated record.